AAUGAGUAACGUGUUAGCAUUUUAAACAAAAAAAAUUUGAGUUGGUGUUUACGGAAAACACGGUGAGGUGGCCAAGAUAAAAGUUUUGCUUGGCUUUGUGAAUGAAACAUUAAAUCUGAAUAUAAUACUUUUCUUAACGAUCAAAAGCCGUAAUCAUGAAUUCAUGGCCAAAUGAUCUUCACGUCGAUUCCCUCCGUUUAGAGGCUGGAAGGGUUCCCUCAGCUAAUAACAUCCAUGCAUCCAAGACAAGCUGGUUGGGGACAUUGAGUCUAGCAUUUCAAAGUUUGGGGAUCAUUUAUGGGGACAUUGGAACUUCUCCAUUAUACGUUUAUGAUAGCACCUUCCCUGAUGGUAUCUCCAACAAACAAGACCUUCUUGGAUGCUUGUCUCUUAUCAUCUAUACUAUUUCACUUAUUGUCUUUGUCAAAUACAUCCUUGUUGUCUUAUGGGCUAAUGACAACGGUAACGGUGGCACAUGUGCAUUGUAUUCUUUGAUUUGCCGGCACUCGAAGGUGAGCUUAAUUCCAAAUCACCAACCAGAAGAUAUUGAAAUUUCCCAUUACAAACUUGAAACACGUUCCCGCCAAAAGAUUAAGCACAAAUUAGAGAAUAGUAAAUUUGCGAAACUUUUUCUAUUCAUUGUAACAAUCAUGGCAACCGCUAUGGUCAUCGGAGAUGGAAUUCUCACACCAUCCAUUUCAGUGCUUUCUGCAGUUAGCGGGAUAAGAACCAGGAGCUCAUCACUUGGCCAAGGUGCUGUUCUUGGGAUCUCAAUAGGAAUUCUGAUCAUUCUCUUUGGUGCCCAAAGAUUUGGCACUGAUAAAGUGGCCUAUGCGUUUGCCCCAAUUCUUUUGGUGUGGUUUUUACUCAUCGGAGGCAUAGGUCUUUACAACUUGAUCAAACAUGAUAUUGGUGUUUUGCGAGCCUUCAAUCCAAAGUACAUUGUAGAUUACAUGAAAAGGAAUGGUAAAGAAGGGUGGAUUUCUCUUGGUGGAAUCUUUAUGUGCAUUACAGGGGCUGAGGCCAUGUUUGCGGACUUGGGUCACUUCAAUGUAAGAGCAGUUCAAAUUAGUUUCACUUUCAUCACAUUUCCUACACUAGUAUGUGCAUACAGCGGACAAGCAGCAUAUCUCAGAAAGUUCCCUGAACAAAUUGGGAGUACCUUUUAUAACUCAACACCUGAUCUAAUGUUUUGGCCAACAUUUGCCGUGUCCGUCUGUGCUGCUAUCAUUGCAAGUCAGGCUAUGAUUUCAGGGGCAUAUGCUGUUAUCCAACAGUCACAAAAUUUAGGAUGCUUCCCUAGUGUUAAGGUCAUACAUACCUCUGCCAAGUAUGAAGGUCAAGUAUACAUACCUAAAGUCAACUACUUUCUUAUGAUCUCUUGUAUCCUAGUAUGUGCAGCCUUUAGAACCACAGAUAAUAUCGGUCAUGCUUAUGGAAUUGCUGUGUGCUUUGUAAUGCUAAUCACAACAGGCAUGGUUGCUCUCAUAAUGCUUGUAAUAUGGAAGACAAACAUAUUUUGGAUAGCUCUUUUCGUUGUGAUAUUUGGUGUCAUAGAGAUUCUGUAUUUAUCAUCCAUGCUAACUAAAUUCAUUCAAGGAGGCUUUCUUCCUUUGGCACUUGCUUUGUUCUUGAUGGCCAUUAUGGGCAUUUGGCAUUACACACACAGAAAAAGGUACUUAUUUGAGCUCAAGAACAAGGUUUCUGUUGAAUAUGUAAGAGAACUAGUAAGCAAAAGGGUUGUAUCUAGAAUUCCAGGAGUAUCACUGAUAUACUCAGGACUAGUUGAAGAAGUUCCACCAAUAUUUGCUCACGUUAUUGCCAACAUACCCCACAUUCAUUCUGUAGUAGUGUUUGUUUCCAUGAAGUCUAUUCCAAUUAGCAAAGUUGCAUUAGAUGAGAGAUUUCUUUUCAGACAAAUCCAACCAAAAGAGUAUAGAAUAUUUCGAUGUGUUGUUAGGUAUGGCUAUAACGACGUGAUUGGAGAACCAAACAAAUUUGAGCAACAACUAGUAGAACAACUAAAACAAUUUAUUCGCGAUCAAAAUGUUACUUAUUUAGGGGGAGUAGGAGGAGCUGAUGCUGAACAAACUAAUAACAACUUGUUAGUGAGUAGCCAACAACAAUCUAACAAUGAUUGUUUUGUAAAGGAUGGACAAGGUUCUUUCAGUAAACCAGCAUCAACUUCUUCAUAUCAAGGGGUGGAUAUGUCUCGUGCUUCAUCAGAUUCUAUUCAUUCACUUGAAAUGGAUAGUAGAAACUCUAGUCAAAAUCUGCAGGGAGUGGAAGAGGAGAUAUCUUUUGUGCAGAGAGCAAUGGAGAAAAAUGUGGUGUAUAUGCUGGGAGAAGCAGAAGUAGUGGCAGAGCCCAACUCAACCAUACUUAAGAAGAUAGUUAUCAAUCAUAUUUACAAUUUCUUGAGGAGAAACUUCAGACAAGGAGAAAAUUUAAUGGCAAUUCCACGUUCUAGGCUUCUAAGGAUUGGAAUGACAUAUGAGAUAUGACAACACACUUUGUGAGAUGCUCAAUGGAUAAUAUCAUAGAAAAUAUAAGUCAGUGUGAUAUAUUUUCUUGAGUUUAGGCAUGUCUGGUUCGAAUCUAGAACUCUCCCAUCAGUGUGUGAUGUGUGAUCUUGUUGUAAUUAGGAGAUUCCGUCACCCUAAGCUUUUGUUUACUAGUACAUAAAUAAAUGUUGUACUUCAAAUGGUGUGAUUUUAAAGUGUGUAAUUUGGUGAGAAUUUUCUUUUAUGUA
Molecule: messenger RNA, 2752 nt
Organism: Medicago truncatula (barrel medic)
Lineage: Eukaryota; Viridiplantae; Streptophyta; Magnoliopsida; Fabales; Fabaceae
Product: potassium transporter 5
Exons: 9
Coding region: 156-2504 (782 amino acids)
Biological process (GO): potassium ion transmembrane transport
Cellular component (GO): membrane
Molecular function (GO): potassium ion transmembrane transporter activity
Source: RefSeq, a predicted model, not a curated record